AUGCGCUGCUCGGUUCUUGCUCUUGCGUCUGUCGCACUCGCUGCGAGGCCGUUUCUGAACGAGCCUGAUACUGGCAUCGAAGGUGUCCUUGGCUCUACCGCCAACGGCACCCUCCCGCCGUUGGAACAGAUGGUUGGCCUUCCCGACUUCGACUGGGCAGCCCGGCGCGCGAUGUCGCCGCGGAACUACACAUACUACCGCAACGGAGCAGCGGGAGAGUGGUCAUACAGGAACAACCUUGAAGUCUUCCAGCGUUUUCGCCUGCGACCGCGUGUCUUGGUAGAUAUCACCAAGAUCGACAGCUCGCUCCCAACCACCAUCCUAGGCCACAACUUCUCCGCCCCCUUCUUCAUCGCGCCCUGCGCCCGCGGCGGCUACGCGCAUCCUGAUGCGGAGCUCAACUUUGUCAAGGGCGCCGCCUCCGGCGACAUCCUCUACAUGGCGUCCCUUUUCAGCACCAAGACGACGGAGGAAAUCUACGCUGCAAAGGCAAACAGCUCGCAGGUGCUGUUCCAGCAGGUGUACCUCACGGACAACAUCACCGAGACGCAGGAGCUCUUCCAGAAAAUCGAGAAGCUCGGCUCCAAAGCCAUUGUGCUCACGGUCGACUCCGCUGCCGACGGAAACAGACACCGCGCGAAGCGCUAUGGUGUCGGGUCUGCGGAUAGCUCGUACAGUUAUCUGACGUGGGACUUUUACCGCCAGCUCAGCAACAUGACAAGCCUACCCAUCAUCCCCAAGGGCAUCCAGACGGUCGACGAUGCGCGCCUUGCGGUCAAGAAUGGCGCAAAGGCGAUUUACUUGUCCAACCACGGUGGCCGCCAGCUUGACACCACGCCGUCAUCGCUCGAGGUCGCGCUCGAGAUCUACGAGGAGGAGCCGGAGAUCUUCAAGCAGGUCGAAGUGUACGCAGACGGCGGAAUCCGCUAUGGCGCUGAUGCGUUGAAACUGCUUGCGCUUGGCGUACGAGCGGUGGGUCUGGGACGUCCCUUCAUGCUCAGCAACGUGUAUGGCGAGGAAGGUGUGAAGAAAGUUAUUGACUUGAUGAAGCAUGAGAUUCUGAUUGACGCGGCGAACUUGGGUGUCGCGGAUUUGAAGGCAAUUGGGCCGCAGUACGUGAACUGGAAGAGUGUGAACCAGUGGUUCAGCUAG
Molecule: messenger RNA, 1152 nt
Organism: Paraphaeosphaeria sporulosa
Lineage: Eukaryota; Fungi; Ascomycota; Dothideomycetes; Pleosporales; Didymosphaeriaceae
Product: (S)-2-hydroxy-acid oxidase
Exons: 3
Coding region: 1-1152 (383 amino acids)
Molecular function (GO): oxidoreductase activity; FMN binding
Source: RefSeq, a predicted model, not a curated record